This is a messenger RNA of Amyelois transitella, 4359 nucleotides long. RefSeq lists its product as uncharacterized. The record is from RefSeq and is a predicted model, not a curated record. Lineage: Eukaryota; Metazoa; Arthropoda; Insecta; Lepidoptera; Pyralidae. Bases 281 to 4174 code for a protein of 1297 amino acids. The transcript is spliced from 2 exons. Gene Ontology annotation, molecular function: nucleic acid binding. Gene Ontology annotation, biological process: DNA integration.
GUCAAUGUCAUUGUCAAGAGAGAUAGACUAACAGUUGUAACGGCCAUACAAGUCAAUAAAUCAGUUGGGCAUUGCGUCAUCAUGCAAGCGAAGCUAUUAUGUGUUUUAUUUAUAAUUAAUGUCCUAAACAAUCAUAAAUUCCUAUAUGAAACAUGGUGUCAGGUGAAAACAAUUUAAAAAAGAUCCUUAGUGUUGUAAACAAAAAGAAAAUAAGAUUAGUAACACAAUAUCUAUAUGUACUUCAGUUUGAGGUUUGCUAAGCGGUGCUUAGAAAUAAAAGAUGGUGGAAGACAACAAAAUGGAAAAAUUAAUGGUAGGAUCCAUAAAGCCGCCUGUGGGAUAUUCAAUAAUUGAUGGAGACUCAUGGAAAAAGUAUAAGCAGAUAUUCAACCUAUAUUUAGUAGCAACAGGCUUGGAAAAACAAGAGGAUGAAAGGAAAAUUGCAGUUUUCCUAUCAUGUGCGGGAGACGAGAUGCUGGAUGUGUACAAUGGAUUAGGAGUGAUAAAGAGUUGGAAGGCAUUAGAGGAAAAUCUGGACAAUCACUUUGGUACCAAAAAUAAUACAGUGGCCAAUAGUUACAAAUUUUUCAAUUUAAGGCAAGAGGAAGAGGAAAAAGUAGAUCGUUUUGUUACAAGGCUUAGGAAUGCAGCUAAGAUCUGUGAUUUUAAAGAAGAAAAGAGAUUGAUAAGAGAUAUGUUAACAAUAGGAGUAAAAGACGUCAGUCUCAAGGAAAGAUUAUUAUGGGAAGCAGAUUUAACAUUAGACAAGGCGAUAAAUUUAUGUCAAGCAGCAGAAAAUAGCAAAAAACAAAUAAAGGAGAUGGAGAGUAAUGCAAAGGAAAUAAGUUUCAUGAAGGAAAGUUCGGCUAAAAAGGAUCAUCGGCAGAAGAUGUUUCAUUGUAAUAGAUGUGGAAGACAACAUGAAUAUAGAAAUUGUCCUGCGUAUGGAAAGAAGUGUGCUUUGUGUUCAACAUUCAAUCAUUUUGCGGUAAUGUGUCGAUACAAAAAUAGAAAAGAAGAAAAACCAGGCACAACGAAACAGUUACAUAAAAAAGUACAAGGAGUGAAGGAGUCAAAUAAUAGUGAGGACAGUAGUAGUGAGGAAUUCGGACCAUAUUCAGUAAGUAGUUUAAGUAAGUUACAAUGGCAUGAGGUUAUAAGUGUAGAAGGCUAUAAUAUAAAAUUUAAGUUGGACUCUGGAGCAGAUUGUAAUGUUAUGCCGCUUAGGUUAUUUAAUAAAAUUACAAAGGGAGAAUAUAGGUUAGGAAAGCCAACGGUUCUGGUAGUUUAUAAUGGUCAAGAGGUAAAAACAUCGGGAAGUGUUGAACUAAAUUGUAUUGUUAAAGGACAAAAAGGUUGUAUUAGGUUUUGUUUGGUAGAUAUGCAGGUUCAGCCAGUGUUAGGGUUGCCAGAUUGUGUAAAAUUUAAUUUAAUUAAUAAAGUAGACAAUAUAGUUGUACAGGAUAAAAGCACAUUUUUAGCAAUUAAUGAGGAUGUGUUUUCAGGAUUAGGCAACAUAGGAACAUAUACAAUAAAGCUGAGAGAAAAUGUUCAACCAGUAGUUAAGCCAAUUAGAAGGGUACCUCAGGUUAUAAAAGAUAGGUUGAAAGAAACUUUAUGUAAUUAUGAAAGUAGAGGUAUUAUUGAAAAGGUAGAGGGACCUACCACUUGGUGUAAUAAUUUAGUUAUAGUGGAGAAACCAGAUAAGUCUCUUCGGUUAUGUUUAGAUCCAAAGGAAUUAAAUAAAGCUAUUCUAAGAGAAAAUUAUCAAAUCCCUUCGCCUGAAGAAAUUUAUAACUCACUUGCAGGAAAAGGUGUCUUCACAGUAUUAGAUCUCAAGGAUGGAUUUUUUCAAGUAGUCUUGGACGAUGAAGAAAAGCUGUGUACAUUUGGUACACCAUUUGGCAGAUACAGGUUCAAAAGAAUGCCAUUUGGCAUAUCCUCUGCUCCCGAGGUAAUGCAAAGGUUAAAUACUGUUAUUUUUAGUGAUAUACAAGGAGUACAUGUGUACUACGAUGACAUAAUCGUAGCUGGAGAUAGUUUGUCAGAACAUGAUCAAAUUUUAAGUAAGGUAAUAGAUAGAGCGAGAAAGUUUAAUGUUAAGUUUAAUAAGAAUAAAGUUCAAUAUAGGGCGGAGUUUGUUAAGUAUGUAGGGUUAUUGCUAUCAAAAUCAGGGAUAAAACCAGAUCCUGAGCAUGUGAAGGCCAUUGUUGAUUUAGAAAAACCAAAAAAUGUUAAGGAAUUACAAAAGUUCUUAGGAAUGUGUAAUUAUUUAAGUAAGUUUAUAUCAAAUUAUUCAAAAACAACAGAGCCGCUUAGAGAUUUGUUAAAGAAAGAUGUGUUGUGGGACUGGGGUAGUUUGCAAGAAAAAGCAUUUCAAGAGGUAAAAUGUAAAAUUUCCAGUGCACCUACUUUAGCAAUAUUAGAAAAAGAUGGUACAUUAACAUUGCAAUGUGAUAGUUCUAAAAGUGGUAUGGGUGCUUGUUUGUUACAGAAGGGUAAACCUGUUUCUUUUUACUCUAGGUGCUAUACAGAAUGUCAACAAAGAUGGGCACCCAUAGAAAAGGAGCUAUUUGCAAUUUGUUUAGCUAUGGAAAAAUAUCAUCAAUUUGUUUAUGGGCGUAAAAUAGUUGUAGAAACAGACCACAAACCUUUAGUUGCCAUAAUGAAUAAAGAUAUAAAUCAAAUCUCAGCUAGGUUACAAAGAAUGGUAUUAAGACUGUUAAAAUAUGAUUUUGAAAUAAAGUAUAUUCCGGGAUCUAGAAUGUUUGUAGCUGAUUAUCUAUCUAGACAUUAUAAUACCACUAACGGGCAGAUAGAAAAUACAUUAAAAGAAUUAGUUCAUUGUGUGAGUUCAGAAACUGUGUACGGUUUAGAGGGUGAAUUACAAAUUUCAAAAAGGAAACUGAUAGAAUUACAACAGGAAUCAAUGAAGGAUGGUAACUUGCAACAUAUUAUGACUUGGUUUAAUACAGAGUGGCCCAAAAAUGCUAAAAAUAUAUAUGGUACAGAAUUAAAAAAGUUGUUUAAAUUAAGAAAUGAGUUAAUGGUAAAAGAUAAUAUUGUAUAUUUUGAGAAUAGAGUGUUAGUGCCUAGAUCAUUAAGAAAGGAAUUAUUAAGUAUUGUGCACUCAGGUCAUGCAGGAGUUGUGAAAUGUAAAAAGAGGGCAAGGAAAGUUUUAUUUUGGCCAGGAAUGUCGAGAGACAUAGAGAAUUAUGUAUUAUCAUGUAAACCAUGUGAAAAAUAUAGAGUAUCUAACUGUAAACAACCUCUGAUGUCUCAUGAGAUUCCGGAUUUGCCAUUUAGUAAAGUAGGUAUGGAUGUAGGUCACUAUGCAGGUAAAGAUUUCUUAGUUGUGGUAGACUAUUUUUCCAAAUGGAUUGAAAUGGUAUGGUUAGAAAACAAAACAGCUUCAAUUAUAAUACAAAAGUUAAUGAAAAUUUUCAGUACUCAUGGAUUUCCAAGAUAUAUAGUCAGUGACAACAUGCCAUUUGGUAGUUUUGAUUUUAAGCAAUUUGCAUUAAAAAAUGACAUUGAGUUAAUUAUGUCUAGUCCUCAUUAUCCUCAGUCUAAUGGUUUAUCAGAAAAAGCAGUUGGAAUUGUAAAAAGUUUGUUAAAAAAAUGUGAAGAGAGUGGUACCAGUUUUGAUCUGGCAAUGUUGCAUUAUAGAACCAGUCCAGUGGCAAAUUUAGAUUAUUCUCCUUCAGAGUUGUUAAUGAACAGGUUGUUAAGAACAAACUUACCAUGCUCAAAAGAACUUUUGAAAUCUAAGUUGUGUGUAGAUGUUAAAGAAAAAUUGUUAAAAAAUAAUGAAAAAUCUAGGACCAUUUAUAAUAAAACUUCUAAAUUGAAAGGGUCUUUUAAAAAAGGGGAAGAUGUGAUUAUACAGAAUGUACCUUAUAACAAGUAUUGGUCUUCAGGUAAAGUGAUGGAAGAAGGAAAUGGUCCUAGAUCGUUCACAGUUAUGAAUGAUAAGGGAAAUUUAGUCAGGAGAAAUGAGAAACACAUAAGAAAAAGUAAAAACAAAUUUAUUAAAAAAGAGGAAUGUUUGUGGGGUAGUAUACCAGGUGAGGCUACAAGGGGGGAGACUCCGGUGGUGUUAGAUGACCCAGGGGUAUCUCAAAGAAGUGUAGAGUUGUUAGAAAACCAGUUUAUUUGGAAGAGUUUGAUUUAAAAUAAUAUAGUAAAAUAGAUAAUAAAUAUUAGUAUAUAAUAAUUUAAAAAUAAAUAAAAUAAAUAACAUAAGGGGGGGAUGUGUCAUAUUAGUGUCAAUGUCAUUGUCAAGAGAGAUAGACUAACAGUUGUAACGGCCAUACAAGUCAAUAAAUCAGUUGGGCAUUGCGUCAUCAUGCAAGCGAA